AGGGCCGAUCGGAGCCGAACUCUUCCGAGCACCACCGAGCUCCGCCGAGCGGCCGGGAGACGGUUGGAGCAGCUCGUCCCCGCCGCAGAAGCAGUCCGUGGCUCCGGCGUCGCCGCCGCCGCCGCCGUCCCCGCCGCCGCCACCGCCGCGGGGCCUGCGCCGGCGGGCCGGCCGCCCGGGAGGGAGGGAGGCCUGCAGCGCGGGGAGAGCGGCCGGGCCGUGGGUGCCGCCGUCGCCAGGACUGAAUUGCAACUGCCGAGGCAAUAAGUUACUCUUUAAAUAUGCCACAGGACUGCAGCAAGUGAAGGGGGCCCUGGAGAGGAUGAUGAAUUGAGAAGAAUGUUUUUCCCAAGGAUAAAAAGCUUACAAGGAGAAGUGGCUUUCUGCAAAUGACUGAUAAAGCCAGCCCUAGAAGCCCUUCUCAGGCCCUCAUGAAGUAGCUGAAAUUUGUCCUGCAAGGCCCUCUUGCCUGCUGACCACCCAGAGUGAUUGUCAUCAUGGCCAGCAAGAGGAAGUCCACCACCCCAUGCAUGAUCCCGGUUAAGACUGUGGUGCUGCAGGGUGCCAGCACAGAGGCUCAGCCUGUGUCAACUUUGCCUGAAGGUCCCCAGCAGGAUCUUCCUUCAGAAGCACCUGAUGCCAGCAGCGAGACAACCCCAAACUCCAGCAGCACCGAGGGCUCUGCCCUGGCAAACGGGCACCGGAGUGCUUUGGAUGGCUAUGUGUAUUCCUGUAAAGACUGUGAGUUCAGGUCCCAGGACAUGACUCAGUUUGUAGGGCAUAUGAACUCAGAGCACACAGACUUUAAUAAAGACCCAAAUUUUGUAUGUACAGGGUGCAGUUUCCUGGCAAAAACCCCCGAGGGGCUUUCCCUCCACAAUGCCAAGAGUCACUCAGGGGAAGCCAGCUUUUUGUGGACUGUGACCAAGGCAGACAAUCAUGUAGUGGUAGAACAAAAUGUCCCUGAGAGUACUAGCACAUCUGACCUAGCAGGUGAGUCUGCCACUGAAGGGACUGAUGGACAGGCUGAGAUCAUCAUUACCAAGACACCAAUCAUGAAGAUAAUGAAAGGCAAAGGCGAAGCCAAGAAAAUCCAUAUGCUUAAAGAAAAUGCUCCCAAUCAGCCUGUAGGUGAGGCUUUGCCAAAGCCAUUGGCCGGGGAGGCAGAGGUUAAAGAGGGGGACCACACUUUCGCCAAUGGGGCAGCUCCAGUCAGUCAGGCAUCUGCCAGCACCUCAAAGCCCCCUCAUGCUGCCAAUGGGCCCCUGAUAGGAACAGUGCCAGUACUACCAGCUGGUAUAGCACAGUUCCUCUCCCUCCAGCAGCAGCCCCCAGUGCAUGCCCAGCACCAUACCCACCAGCCUCUGCCCACAUCCAAGGCCCUUCCAAAAGUCAUGAUCCCCCUGAGCAGCAUCCCAACAUACAAUGCAGCUAUGGACUCCAACAGCUUUCUGAAGAACUCCUUCCACAAAUUCCCUUACCCAACCAAAGCUGAACUCUGCUAUUUGACUGUGGUGACCAAGUAUCCAGAAGAACAGCUUAAGAUCUGGUUCACAGCCCAGAGGCUGAAGCAGGGAAUCAGCUGGUCUCCUGAGGAGAUUGAAGAUGCCCGGAAAAAGAUGUUUAAUACAGUCAUCCAAUCUGUGCCUCAGCCUACCAUCACUGUUCUAAACACCCCCCUUGUUGCCAGUACCGGCAAUGUGCAGCAUCUCAUCCAGGCUGCUCUCCCAGGCCAUGUUGUGGGACAGCCAGAGGGCACAGCAGGGGGCCUCCUGGUCACUCAGCCAUUGAUGGCCAACGGGUUACAAGCAUCAAGCUCAUCUCUCCCCCUGACAACUGCAUCUGUUCCCAAGCCAACUGUGGCGCCCAUUAACACUGUGUGUUCAAAUACAACAUCAGCUGUGAAGGUAGUCAAUGCAGCCCAGUCACUCCUCACAGCAUGCCCCAGCAUAACUUCCCAAGCCUUCCUUGAUGCAAGCAUCUACAAAAACAAGAAGUCUCAUGAACAGCUGUCAGCCCUGAAAGGAAGCUUCUGUCGGAACCAGUUCCCUGGGCAGAGUGAAGUAGAGCACCUGACCAAAGUGACAGGCCUCAGUACCAGAGAGGUGCGGAAGUGGUUCAGUGACCGGCGAUACCACUGCAGGAACCUGAAGGGCUCCAGGGCCAUGAUGCCUGGAGAGCAUAGCUCUGUUCUCAUUGACUCUGUGCCAGAGGUGCCCUUUCCUCUGUCAUCCAAAGUUCCGGAGGUGACCUGUAUCCCAGCAGCAACCUCACUAGCAAGCCACCCUGCCACAAAACGACAAUCUUGGCACCAGACCCCAGACUUCACACCAACCAAAUACAAAGAGAGAGCCCCAGAGCAGCUUCGAGUCCUUGAGAGCAGCUUUGCCCAAAACCCACUUCCCCCUGAGGAGGAGCUGGAUCGCCUGAGAAGUGAAACCAAAAUGACCCGAAGGGAAAUUGAUGGCUGGUUCUCAGAGAGACGGAAAAAGGUGAAUGCUGAGGAGCCCAGGAAGGCUGAUGGGCAGGUACCUCAGGAGGAGGAGGGUGCUGAGGAUGAGGGUGGAGAUGAAGAGUUGGCCAGUGAGCUGAGGGUUCCUGGUGAGAACGGCUCUCCUGAAAUGUUUCUUAGCCAUACCUUGGCAGAGCGGAAGGUCAGCCCCAUAAAAAUCAACCUCAAGAACCUGCGGGUCACUGAAGCCAGCGGCAAGAGUGAGCUUCCAGGGCUGGGUGUCUGCGAGCCCGAGGAAGAGGGUUUGAACAAGCUGGUUGAACAGCCACCGGGUAAAGUGAGCUCCAAGAAGACGGCGCAGCAGCGUCACUUGCUAAGGCAGCUCUUUGUCCAGACACAGUGGCCGAGCAACCAGGACUACGACUCCAUCAUGGCCCAAACAGGGCUGCCCCGGCCAGAGGUGGUACGCUGGUUCGGAGACAGCAGGUAUGCCCUGAAGAAUGGCCAGCUCAAGUGGUACGAAGACUACAAGAGAGGCAACUUCCCACCAGGUCUGCUUGUCAUUGCCCCUGGCAACCGAGAGCUGCUGCAAGAUUAUUACAUGACACACAAGAUGCUGUGUGAGGAAGAUUUGCAGACCCUCUGUGACAAGACCCAAAUGAGUGCCCAGCAGGUCAAGCAAUGGUUUGCUGAGAAAAUGGGUGAAGAGACCCGGGCUGUGGCAGAUACAAGCAGUGAGGACAAGGGCCCUGGAACUGGAGAGUCUGUGGUAGUACACAGAGUGCUGGGUGAUGCCUAUUCAGAGAUGUCUGAGAACAGUGAAUCAUGGGAGCCAAGUGCUCCUGAGGCCAGCUCAGAGCCCUUUGACACUUCAAGUCCCCAGUCUGGACGUCAGCUCGGUAUGGUGGCACAUUCCUGUAAUCUCCCCACUACGGAAGCUGAAGGAGGAGAACUGAAAGUUUGAAGCCGCUCUGGUCUACACAAUGAGGCCUGUCUCAAGAAGAAAUAAAAUAAAAUAAAACAAUAAUAAAAUAAAAGCUUUUGGAUAUUAAAUGGUAGCCUCUAGAGCAGCAUUUCUCAACCUGUGGGUUGUGAA
Messenger RNA from Onychomys torridus (southern grasshopper mouse), 3548 nucleotides. It is a transcript of the gene Zhx3, whose product is annotated as zinc fingers and homeoboxes 3. The transcript is spliced from 4 exons. The record is from RefSeq and is a predicted model, not a curated record. NCBI's taxonomy places the organism in Eukaryota, Metazoa, Chordata, Mammalia, Rodentia, Cricetidae. Gene Ontology annotation, cellular component: nucleus. The coding region runs from base 498 to 3416 and encodes 972 amino acids. Gene Ontology annotation, biological process: regulation of transcription by RNA polymerase II. Gene Ontology annotation, molecular function: DNA binding; DNA-binding transcription factor activity, RNA polymerase II-specific.